UAAAUCGGUUCGUAACCUCACGACACUGCCUCGAAUCGCUUCUAAAUAUUGUAGUUUUGUCGUAACUAAUCUUAGACGAAUUUAGGGUUCUUUGUAGUAAAAACAACAGUGUUAAAGGACAAGCCUUGUCGGGUUUUUAAUUGAAUUCUAGAUCUGUUCUGUCAUAAUUUUCAUCUGGGUUUUUUCAAUUCUAGUCUUGUGUUGUAGUAGUAUCAGUGGUGAUCACCCACUAUUGCUAUGUUUCAGUGGUGCUUUGUAAAAAGCUGAAAUUGUUGACUUUUAUGUUUCUUUGUCUUCAUAAUUAAACUCCAUGAAAUUAUUGUAAGCUUGGAAUAAUAAAAAAAAAAAAAAAGAUUAGGUAUUUUGUUGAUUUGAUUCCUUUGUUUUUGUUUCACUCUUUGUUAGUUUCAUUGCCCACAGUGGUUAGAUAUCAGGGCAGUGAGUUAUUAUAUAGCUCUUGUGGAUGUUUAUACUGGUGUACAAGAUUUAAGAAUGUGCUUGUUGGUUCUGUGAAAUUGUCUAAUUUGUAUAAUAAUAUAUUCUCAGAACGUGGUAAGAUAGUAGAGAUUGGCUAACUUUUUAUUUCUUUUAUGAAAGUGAGUUGGGAGAUAUUUUGUUUCUCUUCUCUCGUUUUAUUCUUCUUGCGUGUUUUUAGUGUUGGGAUAUUUUUGUGUUUUUGUUAGUUUUCUCUCUUGGAAAGUAUUGGAGAAGACUUUGGUUUUUAUAUGUUGUCAUUUUCCAACGAUCUGAAUCCUGUGGGUAGAUAUUCUGAUAAUUUACUUGCACCUUUUUUGACGUUAAAAUAACAAGACUGGUGCUUUGAUGGGAUGAUGGGACAUCAUAUUGCUAAGAUUUAUGGUGUUAUCAUAUACUACUAGUACGUCUUAUCUUGAGAACAAAGACCAUGGAAUCUCACCUGGGAAAUGGAGUAGGCAGUUCGAGAUCUGCCAAAAGUGUAAAGAACACUUCUAGUUCAGUUGAUUGGUUGGGUAGAGAUAUGGUUGAGAUGAAGAUAAGGGACAAGACAGAUGCUGAUGAGGAGAGAGACAGUGAACCAGAUAUCAUUGAUGGGGUUGGUGCAGAACCUGGCCAUGUGAUCAGAACUACACUCCGUGGACGAAAUGGUCAAUCAAGACAGACAGUUAGUUACGUAGCAGAGCACGUAGUCGGAACUGGUUCCUUUGGAAUGGUUUUCCAAGCUAAAUGCAGAGAAACUGGGGAGGUUGUUGCCAUCAAAAAGGUUUUACAAGACAAGCGGUACAAGAACAGGGAAUUACAAAUUAUGCAGAUGCUGGACCAUCCGAAUGUUGUUUGUUUAAAGCAUAGCUUCUAUUCAAGAACAGAAAAUGAAGAGGUUUAUCUGAAUCUUGUCCUUGAAUUUGUUCCCGAGACUGUCAAUCGUACUGCCAGAAGCUACAGUAGAAUGAAACAGCUGAUGCCAUUGAUUUAUGUCAAACUCUACACUUAUCAGAUUUGCAGUGGACUUGCUUACCUUCAUAAUUGUUGUGGUCUUUGUCACCGUGAUAUUAAGCCCCAAAACCUGCUAGUGAAUCCACACACACAUCAGCUAAAAAUUUGUGACUUUGGGAGUGCGAAAGUGUUGGUGAAAGGAGAACCCAAUAUUUCUUACAUUUGUUCAAGAUAUUACCGUGCCCCCGAGCUCAUUUUUGGAGCCACUGAGUACACAACUGCAAUAGACAUAUGGUCCACAGGUUGUGUGAUGGCUGAACUGCUUCUUGGACAGCCUCUGUUUCCUGGCGAAAGUGGAGUAGAUCAACUUGUCGAAAUCAUAAAGGUUUUGGGUACACCAACAAGGGAGGAGAUCAAAUGUAUGAAUCCAAACUACACAGAAUUUAAAUUCCCUCAGAUUAAACCUCAUCCUUGGCACAAGGUCUUCCAAAAACGUUUGCCACCUGAAGCAGUAGAUCUUCUUUGUAGGUUCUUCCAGUAUUCUCCUAAUUUGAGAUGCACAGCGGUGGAAGCUUGUAUCCACCCGUUCUUUGAUGAGCUAAGAGACCCAAACGCUCGUCUGCCAAACGGCCGGCCACUUCCUCCACUUUUCAAUUUUAAACCGCAAGAACUCUCUGGUAUCCCUCCUGAAACUUUGGACCGGCUUGUCCCAGAACAUGCCCGUAAACAGAACCACUUCAUGGCGUUAGACUCGUAAGUCUCUUCCGGUUUUCUGUACGACCUGUCGGGUGUUCUCGUCUUUCCUCUAAGCUCUCUAGAUCUCAGUCUUUGGGAAAACCAGUAGAGCUCUCUCUGUAAACAUAAAUCACUGGAAAAAGAAGCAAUGACUUUGUUGUAUUAAGGUGCUUGCCCAUCCUUUUGUUGUGUCGAACAGGGGAUGCGUAAAAUACAGCACUACUUUGCUAGAUAAUGUUGAUAUAGAGGAACAUACUUACAUUUGCAAUACUAUGCCAUAACAUAAUUUUCC
Messenger RNA from Camelina sativa (false flax), 2437 nucleotides. RefSeq names its product shaggy-related protein kinase delta. Gene Ontology annotation, cellular component: nucleus; cytoplasm. Gene Ontology annotation, molecular function: protein serine/threonine kinase activity; ATP binding. The record is from RefSeq and is a predicted model, not a curated record. Gene Ontology annotation, biological process: cell differentiation; signal transduction; peptidyl-threonine phosphorylation. NCBI's taxonomy places the organism in Eukaryota, Viridiplantae, Streptophyta, Magnoliopsida, Brassicales, Brassicaceae.